Molecule: messenger RNA, 1038 nt
Organism: Lichtheimia ornata
Lineage: Eukaryota; Fungi; Mucoromycota; Mucoromycetes; Mucorales; Lichtheimiaceae
Exons: 5
Coding region: 1-1038 (345 amino acids)
Molecular function (GO): hydrolase activity; zinc ion binding
Source: RefSeq, a predicted model, not a curated record
AUGUUCAUCGGCAUUGUUGGCCCACGAUGCAGUGGCAAGCAUACUAUUGCCGAGACUCUUAUCCAAGACUAUGGAUUCCAAAUGCUAAGGCUCGAUUCAAGUCCACAUGAGGAACGUCCUUGCCACGACAAUGCCUUGAGUUUUCCGACAUUUGACACCUUGCUUAACCAUGUCACUGAACGCUGGCGUGAGAACUUUGUCACUUGCGAUAUCGAUGCACCUUGUUUAGAGAAUGCACAGAAGCGUCCCUUUUUCCUUUUAGUAUCUGUGAAUGCUCCCAUCUCGCUUCGAUUUCAACGUUAUCUUGGAACGUCCAAGGAGAUCAUGUCGAUGGAAAAGUUUGUUCAAGAUGACGACGCGGUCAUGUUUUAUCCACAAAACGACAGCGCAUCCUUGCAUAGUAUUAUGGCAACAGCGGACGUGUGCAUCACCAAUACCAGCAUCAACACAAGUGCAUUUCGUGAACAGCUGCUAAAACUCGAUCUCACCAACCCAGAACGCCUUCGACCCUCGUGGGAUACCUACUUUAUGCAUCUUUCCGAUCUCGCAGCGCGUCGAUCCAAUUGUAUGAAACGACGUGUAGGAUGCAUCCUUGUCAAAGACUCGCGUAUUGUGGCUACUGGAUACAAUGGUACACCUCGUGGAUUACGUAAUUGCAAUGAAGGCGGUUGUGGAAGGUGUAACGGCAAUGCACCUUGUGGUAUGGGUCUCGAUCGGUGUUUGUGCAUGCAUGCAGAAGAAAACGCCCUCUUGGAAGCGGGACGAUCGCGCGUGGAUUUUGGUCAUGGUGUCGUUCUUUAUUGCAACACAUGUCCUUGUCUUGGAUGUGCCAUCAAAAUUGUACAAAUUGGUGUCAAGGAAGUGGUCUACUCCAGGUCGUAUGGCAUGGAUGAAAUGACUGAAAAAGUAUUUGCAGAGGCCAACGUCAAGUUACGACAACAUUCUCCACCAAGCAUGCAUGUUGAUUUCUCUCAGCCCAAUGAAGUCAUGGCGUUUACCGCACUUAACAAGGAUGAUGCAAAUGUAUUAAGCCGAUAA